Molecule: messenger RNA, 6574 nt
Organism: Scleropages formosus (Asian bonytongue)
Lineage: Eukaryota; Metazoa; Chordata; Actinopteri; Osteoglossiformes; Osteoglossidae
Gene: klhl28
Product: kelch like family member 28
Exons: 6
Coding region: 172-1887 (571 amino acids)
Molecular function (GO): protein binding
Source: RefSeq, a predicted model, not a curated record
AUGUGUAAGAGCGCCGUGUGCCUUUUUUUGGCACAGCAGCACAGUGAGUGAGCGAAGUUGCUGAACAGAGUAAAACACUUACUGAUCAUUGAUGGAUAACUGAACAGCAAAGAAUAACGGAACAACGGAAUAUAGUAACUGAACAGUCAACAAGCAAUAACUGGCAAUAAAAUGGACCAGCAGGCCCAGUCAUACAUGCUUGCCAGCCUGACGAGACCGCAUUCAGAACAGCUGCUGCAGGGCCUCCAGAUGCUCCGGCAGGACCGCGAGCUGUGUGAUAUAGUGCUGCGUGUGGGCAAUUCCAAGAUCCAUGCCCACAAGGUAGUGCUCGCCAGCAUUAGUCCAUACUUCAAGGCCAUGUUCACGGGAAACCUGUCAGAGAAGGAGAACUCCGAGGUGGAGUUCCAGUGCAUCGAUGAGGCUGCCCUUCAGGCCAUUGUAGAGUAUGCCUACACGGGCACGGUGUUCAUCUCUCAGGAUACAGUAGAGUCGUUGCUCCCAGCAGCCAAUCUACUGCAAGUGAAGCUCGUCCUGAAGGAGUGCUGUGCCUUCCUGGAGAGUCAGUUGGAUGCCGGCAACUGCAUCGGUAUCUCCCGCUUUGCUGAGACCUAUGGGUGUCAUGACCUGUGCAUGGCAGCCACCAAAUUCAUCUGCCAGAAUUUUGAAGAGGUGUGCCAGACGGAGGAGUUCUUCGAACUCACCCGAGCUGAACUGGAUGAGAUUGUCUCCAACGACUGCCUGAAGGUAGUAACAGAAGAGACAGUCUUCUAUGCCCUGGAGUCCUGGAUUAAAUAUGACGUGACAGAGCGGCAGCAGCACCUUGCUCAGUUGCUGCACUGUGUACGUCUGCCUCUGCUCAGCGUCAAGUUCCUCACCCGCCUCUAUGAGGCCAACCACCUGAUCCGUGAUGAUCACGCCUGCAAGCACCUGCUCAAUGAGGCUCUCAAGUAUCACUUCAUGCCCGAGCACAGGCUCUCCUAUCAGACUGUGUUGUCCACCCGGCCACGCUGUGCUCCUAAGGUGCUCUUCGCCGUGGGAGGCAAGGCAGGCCUGUUUGCCACUCUCGACAGCACGGAGAUGUACUUUCCGCAGACGGACUCGUGGAUUGGGGUGGCGCCACUCAGUGUGCCUCGCUGCGAGUUUGGCGUCGCUGUGCUCGACCAGAAGGUGUACGUGGUGGGAGGUAUUGCCACGCAUAUGCGGCAGGGCAUCAGCUACCGGCGGCAUGAGAGCACAGUGGAGAGCUGGGACCCCGAUACCAACACCUGGUCCACAGUGGAGCGCAUGGCCGAGUGCCGCUGCACACUCGGUGUGGUAGUGCUGGCUGGUGAACUUUAUGCCCUCGGCGGCUACGAUGGCCAGUACUACCUGCAGUCUGUAGAGAAGUACGUACCUAAGGUGAAGGAGUGGCAGCCCGUGGCACCCAUGACCAAGUCCCGCAGCUGCUUCUCCACUGCCGUGCUGGAUGGCAUGGUGUAUGCCAUCGGUGGGUAUGGACCCGCCCACAUGAAUAGUGUGGAGCGGUAUGACCCCAGCAAAGACACUUGGGAAAUGGUGGCUCCCAUGGCAGACAAACGAAUAAACUUUGGAGCAGGCGCUAUGUUGGGCUUCAUAUUUGUGGUGGGUGGACACAAUGGGGUCUCUCACCUGUCCAGUAUCGAGCGGUACGACCCACACCAGAACCAGUGGACAGCGUGCCGGCCCAUGAAUGAACCACGAACCGGAGUGGGCUCUGCCGUUGUCGACAACUACCUCUAUGUGGUGGGAGGUCACUCGGGGUCAUCAUAUCUAAACACUGUCCAACGCUAUGACCCCAUCAUGGACACCUGGUUGGAUUCCAGCGGUAUGAAGUACUGCCGUUGUAAUUUUGGUCUGACUGCCCUUUGACCUUGGUUACAUGGCUGAGGACUCCAAAAGGGAAGGCGACAGUUUUGCUUUCCUUUCAUUGUUUUUUAUAGCCUCUUUCUGUUUGUGUUUAUGGGACCGAGGAGGGGAAAAUGGCUAGUGUUUGAGCGUAAGUCUGAAGGGACACAACUCGUGAACCAUGCAGAUGAAGUCCACUGGGGACGGAGGCUAAGGGAAGAUCCAAAGGAAAGAGAUGCGAAGUCGAGGACCCCGCAAACGCAGGCAACUCGGACGUGGGCUCUCUAGUUCUUUGAAGCAUUCGGCAGCGAUUUGCGGUAGAAUCCUGUCCCUUGAUUCUCUAAAAGGAUCACCUUCUGUUGAGAUCGUAGAUGUGUUUGGCCAAGAGCAAGCGCUGUACUGCUCCGAGUGCCAUGCAAACCAAAUGGUUGAGGCGCAACUCUGAGCUCGCAACCUGCCAAGCUCUUGUGUGUGUGUGUGUGUGUGUGUGUGUGUGUGAGUGAGAGAGAGAGAGAGAGCGCACGAGAGAGACAUACACAGGCAAAGCUAGUAAAUCAUACUUUAUUGGUUCAGAUCUAUGAACCAGUGCUUCACAACAAAGUAUAAAGAAGACAAAAAAAAAAAUUAUACUCACUUUAAAAGGGCUGUUUUUUUUUCUCUCCUGUAAAUAGCUGAAAUGAAAAAUAUAUAUAAAAGUAUAUCCUCUACUGCAUUGCCUGUAAAUGUUUUCUGCACUGGUUUACUAGUUAGUGGAUGUGUAUUUGUCUUUGUUGAGAAGGUUGGGAUAAAGGAAAGACUGGGAAGCCUAUAAAAUGAUGCCGAAUCCCUAAGGCCAAUGUGCUCUUCGGGGACUAAACCGGUACGUGGCUGAUGGUUCAACAGGAAUGAGACGUGGAGCUUGUUUGCUCCCAGGUGUGUUAGUUGCACAUUGAUUAGUGGUCUUAAUGGAAUGGAAACCAUUCAGUUCUUUGGCUUCAUAGCGAUAGACCACUAGUCAUUUCCUGUGUUUUUUCCAGUUGUACACGUCUCGCAGAGUGAGAACAUUUCCAGCACAAAAACCAUUGCAGAGGGAGUUUUUGAACACAAUACUCUAACUGGUGCUAUUUAAGGAUUCAGGAUCAAGCUGUCUGAUGUCUCUUGGGUUGUGUGAUGCAUCACUCUGCAUGAAUUACCUUCCGUUUUUCCUAAGGUUUGUUUUACCUUUGUGUGUGCCUGUGUGUAUGAGAAGGAAAAAUAGAGGGGGGGCUUGCCCCUACAGUAAAGGACUAUGCUCAGUUGCAAGGAACUCUAAUUGCUGGAGAACCACAGACCUGCAGAUCUGGAGGAUUCUGCCCUGAAUACUUUGAAUAUCAUAGUAAUUUGAACUAUGCGGGGUCCAUAGCUGAGGCUGUGAAAAGAAGGCGAUGUCCGUUCUUCAGUGCCCGGCCUUCUUUUCUUUCUCUGUUAUGUAGUGGUCAUUGAGGAUCACGGUGAUGGUCAAAAGAAGGAUUGUCUGCUUCAUUACUGGGAUUUACAGUUUUGUUGAUAUCACACUCUAGUCUCACUUGAGAGGGCAAAGCUACCGCCACCUUGCUGGCCAAAGCGUUGUGCACUCGUGGUAGUGGAGCUCAACCCCUGGGUGAUGAGUGGGCGUUCACAUCUAGCCCUGCUUUGGAAAGUCACACACAACUUCUUUCACCUCCGCCCAGCUGCUGUGGGUCUCAGUGAGGAGGUCACAUCAGCACUUGUGUACAUGUAGCAUCAUGCAGUGAGGGGCUAGCUGUAGCAGAGCCCCAAGCCCAAUCAGUGUCCAGAGAACCAUGUUUUACUCUAAACACGGUGCACACCGGGCCUAAAGAGGUAAGGCAGACACUGUAGGUCUGAUCACUGAUUCUUCUAACUGAAGCUGCAUGCUGGGCCAUAGUAACAGACACAGAAUAUGUGGGGGAACAACUGGGAUUAUAUUAUUGAUAAUUAGGAUAUAUACAUAUUAUUUGUGUUUACCCGUGUGAUAUUGUUAUUAAAUUAUGUUCAGGGACAGGUAUAAUAAAAGUAAAUGACCACAUGUUUAAAAAAAUGCUGCGUCGUAUGUUGAUGUCUGCAUGCCUAGAAGUUUAACAUAGCUCUGCCUUGCAAUCACCAGUCAGAUUGUUUGUUUGUUUGUGCAUACUUUCAAUAUUCUUAUGAAUUAGGAGUCAAAAGCAUUUGGUCAGUGCAAUAAGUCUUUUAAUGUUGAGUUUGAGGGAUUCCUCAAAAGAUGCAAUUCUGUGUCAUUGUGCAUGUUGUUCUGUGUUGUCAGCCUCUGUGGGCUUUUUUUUUUUUUUUUUGAUACAGUUGUAGCUUUUUCAUUGAAUUUCAUAGCCUCUGCUGCUUUAUAUCAUAAGAGAAACCAUGAACACUUGUUUGAUCGUAGUUGUAGGAAAACUAAGUCACAGCUUAUGUUUUAAUGUGCAAAAUGUCAGCUGAAAAUGAACUUAACUUUGGAUGGGUCCCCAAAUGCAUAGUAUACUUACAGAUUUUAAUUUACUUAUGCUCUCUUAAGAGACCUAAUUGCCUAGUUCCUGAAUAUUCAGUGAUUGCAAUUAGUUUUUCAUCAGUUUAAUGUAACUUAGCUCCUUGAGCACAGUUUAGGACAUGAUCACAAGUUACAUGGAUUGUACAGUGUUUCCAUGUGACUAGUGUAAAACAGAUUUUUUUAUUUAUUAAUUUUUAAAUGUAUUAUUAUUCCCCCCUUUACACAUUUCUCAGCAGAUGUACUGGGGAGAGCCAUGUUUUCCAUACAAAGGUUUGGCGCUGUAGUUGUAUUGAAUGUCAGGUUAUCGUGCCUGCUUUUUGCAAAAUGAGACUGGUGUUGGCCAUUGGCAUCUCAGCAGACAGACUCCUCCUUGGUGUCCCCAUGGUGUGGGAUUGUGCUGGUCCAAAGACUGUUCCUGAACCGCAGCUCUCUGAAGGGAGGUCCACGGUGAGCCAUCCAGCAGCCCAGACCAGUAGAGCCAGCAUUUAAUGUUGACCAUCAUGACUGAUUGCAGUCAGCCAGGCUCCUUUGGCCAACUCCCCCAGGUGGGUUAUGAAGCUUACUGUGGCUGAGGAGGAGGCGUUAGGACACUUAUGUGCUGAAUACCACCCAUGGUAACUUUGUUUACGAUGUUAUCAGUUACCAGCUCAUUUUGUCUUCAGUCACUGUCAUUAGUGUUUGUGGCACUGAAAGAAAUUACCGAGAUUGCAGUCGUAAUAUAACAAUCCACUAAUCUGCGUUUGCUGGAUGUUUUAAUUGUUUAUUUGAAUGUGCUUGGAUGAAAAUGUAUGAACUUGUCUUUGCACGUAAAAUGUUAUCCUUGUAAAUUUUAAAUUGUCUCGCCAAGUUAGCUUCAGUUGUCCAUAUUUUUACAAGUUCACUUCAUGAAAGGUCUUGUCAUUUAGUGUCCCAUGCAUGUUACAUACAUUGCAUAACUUGUCAAGAAUUGUUCCAGUUAUCUUGUGCUUGUAAUCAAGAUGACCUAUUGAAACAAGCAUUUCGAACCUGUCCAGUUUUGGUCUUCAGCCAUAAGUUUGGUUUAGCAGCAAGAGGCCGCUGCUCAUUGCUUCGUAGCUCCUUUGUAGAGGUUUAUGAGCUUGAUGGGGUCUGAAUGUGAGAUGAUCAUUCUGUCCUGAAAUUGUCACUAAGAUGUUGGGGCUUUGCGAAAGGUUGAUGCCUGAUUGUUGUGCGCUAUUCAGUUUCCGGGGUGUGCUUUUUUUUUUUUUUUUUUCUUGGCUUCAUGAUUUCAUCCUGAAACUGGUCUUCAGACCUGACCCCUUCUUUCGUUACUAAAGGUGUGUUGAAAACCUGCCUGCUUUUAGACCUCCUGCCAUCUCAUUGGAUGCCAAGCCAUGUCCUUGAAGUUUUAACCUGACACAUCCUGAACGGACUCCAUUCUCGUAGCCAUCGUUGUUCUGUGAGAGGAAGAACCUUGCAGACAUUGACACCUCUCUUUAGAUGAUGCUUUUGCACUUUUAAAGAAGUGUUUUUAUGACUGUAUGUGGAAGUGUGAAACUGCAAAACUUUGGGAGGUGUAUUGGUGUAGCACUAUGUGCAGUCAUCUCCCCAUAUAUCAUGGCCUCACGUUGACCCUGUUUUGCCAUCUUUACACCGAAGUGCUUGUUUUUACCAAUAAACAGGGAGAGAAGAAAAAAAUACACUUAUUGGAUGCCGGAAGGACUGUUUACCCUGGGUUCAUAAUGUCGUUCCACUGUUGCUGAAACUUUUGAGGCAGAUGUUAGUUUAGCCAAAUUUACCAGUCAGGUUCCCUUAUGUUCCCCCUGAGCCUGCCUGAAGUGGAGGUAAGGUGAUAAUCCUGAGUUUUAUACCUUCUGGAUUACUGCUUGAACUAACAAACUACAUAGGUUUAGGAGCAGUAUUUCUUCUUUCAUGUUCUGUCAAGAUUUUUCUGAGCAUACACCCACCCAGUCUGUUUUUGUGUGUGGAUCGAUUGUACCCAGUUUAAACACUAAAUAAAUGCCUGCCUUAAAAAAGUUGUUGAUUUUGAGAUAUUCCCGUUGCAUUCCUAACCAGUUAGAACAGAUCCUUUGUUGAAAUAUCACUAUUCCCACAGCUAUCAGAGGUUGUCAAACUCAUGCCUUGCUUAUGUAAUUAAAAAUAAGAAAGGAAGGUAUUAUGCUGCUCCUAGAGUAAGUUUUAUAAAUUACUCACAUGCCCCAUUGAAAGAAGACUAUUUGUUUAAAUGCUGUACACACA